AUGGCAAGAACAGCUGCUGACGGCAACUUAAAACCAAAUUCAAACCAGAAUGGACUGAAAUGUGAAGAUGUCAAGAAAAAUGGCUAUCACAGGAGUGAGAAAUAUGUUCCAGGGAGUGGAGUCGCCUCCAGGCAGCACAGGCUGGAGUCCUUUGAACAGGCGCCAAUGUACGUGGCUGUGAUGACAUACCUGGGAUUUGGUAUUGUCACCCUGUUUGGCUACCUCAGAGACCUCCUCAGAGCUGUGGGCUUAGAGAAGUGCCAUGUUGCCCAGGAAAGAGUGGAACAGAAGGAUUUCAUACCACUUUAUCAAGAUUUUGAGAACUUCUACACUCGAAACUUGUACAUGAGAGUACGAGACAACUGGAACCGUCCCAUAUGCAGCCUGCCAGGACCUGUCUUUGACCUUAUGGAGAGAGUUUCUGAUGACUACAACUGGACGUUCAGAUUAACCGGGAAGACAAUACACAGUGUCAUCAACAUGGGCUCCUACAACUACCUUGGUUUUGCUGAGAACAACGCUGAUUUCUUGAAAACUGUGGCAGACAAAGUGCACCAGUAUGGGGUGGGGGUUUGCAGCACAAGGCAGGAAAUAGGUAACCUCGACAUCCACGAAGAGCUGGAGCAACUAGUGGCUAAUUUCCUGAGAGUAGAGUCCUCCAUGACUUUUGGGAUGGGUUUUGCCACCAACUCAAUGAACAUUCCAGCACUUGUGGGCAAGGGCUGUUUGAUACUGAGUGAUGAGGUCAAUCACACCUCUCUUAUCUUAGGGGCUAGACUCUCAGGGGCAACCAUCCGGGUGUUCAAACACAACAACAUGCACAGUCUGGAGAAGAUGCUAAGGGAGGCGGUUUGCUCAGGGCAGCCUCGGACCCACAGGCCCUGGAGGAAGAUCCUCAUCAUGGUGGAAGGCAUCUAUAGCAUGGAGGGCUCAGUGGUGCGACUUCCUGAGAUCAUCGCUCUGAAGAAAAAAUAUAAAGCGUAUCUGUACCUCGAUGAGGCCCACAGCAUUGGAGCAGUGGGACCUACAGGGAGGGGCGUGACCGAGCUGUUUGAUGUGAACCCAGCUGAUGUGGAUGUGAUGAUGGGCACCUUCACCAAGAGCUUUGGGGCUGCUGGAGGCUACAUUGCAGGGAAAAAGGAGCUGGUGAACUACCUGCGCAGCCAUUCACAUAGUGGAGUAUACGCCUCGGCCAUGUCUCCUCCUGUCACUGAGCAGAUCAUACGGGCAAUGAAGUGCAUCAUGGGAAUAGACGGGAAUUCGGAAGGUAUUAGACGGAUCCGCCAACUGGCAGAGAACACAAGAUACUUCAGGGCCAGACUGAAGAAGAUGGGCUUCAUCAUCUACGGCCAUGAUGAAUCACCUGUGGUUCCAGUCCUACUCUACAUGCCAGGCAAAGUGGUGGCUUUCUCACGAGAAAUGCUGCAGAGGAAAAUUGGUGUAGUGGUAGUCGGCUUUCCAGCCACGCCGAUUACAGAAGCCCGAGCUCGUUUCUGUGUGUCUGCAGCACACACCAGAGCCAUGCUGGACCAGGUGCUUCACCAUAUGAACGAGGUGGGAGACACUCUCUGUCUGAAGUUCUCACGACAGAAAUAUUCCCCCUGUACUGACCUCUAUGGCGAGACAGACUUUGAGCUGGACAGCUGAUAUGACCCUUGACACCUUCACUUCACAGUGUCAAAACUAAGUCUAAGUGUCCACGCCACAGCAGACCCAUAAACACACAAUGUUGAGUAACACCCAUGUCUCGCAGCAGAAGAAGGGCCAA
Messenger RNA from Scomber scombrus (Atlantic mackerel), 1768 nucleotides. It is a transcript of the gene sptlc3, whose product is annotated as serine palmitoyltransferase, long chain base subunit 3. Gene Ontology annotation, biological process: ceramide biosynthetic process; sphingosine biosynthetic process. Gene Ontology annotation, cellular component: serine palmitoyltransferase complex. Bases 1 to 1647 code for a protein of 548 amino acids. The record is from RefSeq and is a predicted model, not a curated record. Gene Ontology annotation, molecular function: pyridoxal phosphate binding; serine C-palmitoyltransferase activity. The transcript has 12 exons. Lineage: Eukaryota; Metazoa; Chordata; Actinopteri; Scombriformes; Scombridae.